Messenger RNA from Vicia villosa (hairy vetch), 1668 nucleotides. Its product is annotated as coniferyl alcohol acyltransferase-like. Lineage: Eukaryota; Viridiplantae; Streptophyta; Magnoliopsida; Fabales; Fabaceae. Gene Ontology annotation, molecular function: acyltransferase activity, transferring groups other than amino-acyl groups. The transcript is spliced from 2 exons. The record is from RefSeq and is a predicted model, not a curated record. Bases 70 to 1506 code for a protein of 478 amino acids.
CAACCACUUCUCCAAACUACAAUCAAUUUAAAUACACCCUUCAUUCCUUAACCAUAUCAACAACAAAAAAUGGGCAUUGAAAAUGGAAAUUUUACUGUGAGUAUGACUAAUGAAGAGGUGGUAGCAGCAGUGUUACCAAUUCAUGAACAUUCCCUCCCACUCUCUAAUCUUGACUUACUUCUACCUAAAGUAGAUGUUGGAGUUUUCUUUUGUUACAAGAAUCCCAUGCUGUCUUCGACAUCGUCGACACCAACAACGUUAAUAACCUUUGAAUCUAUGGUUGUGUCUCUCAAGAAGGCAUUGGCUAAAGUUUUGGUAUCUUACUAUGUUUUUGCAGGUGAAGUUGUGUCUAGCUCUAUGGGUGAACCUGAGCUUCUUUGUAAUAACCGUGGGGUUGAUUUUGUUGAAGCUGUGGCUGAUAUUGAGCUUCAAUGUCUCAAUUUUUAUAAUCCUGAUGAAUAUGUUGAGGGAAAGCUGGUUCCAAAGAAGAAGCAUGGCGUCUUCGCUAUACAGGCAACCUCAUUGAAGUGUGGUGGGAUAGUAGUGGCAUGUACAUUUGAUCAUCGCAUAGCAGAUGCUUAUUCAACAAACAUGUUUUUAGUUUCAUGGGCCGAGAUGGCCCAUCCCACAAAGCCCAUCAAGCCCACAACCAUAACAACAACUAACAAACCAUGUUUUCGUCGCUCCCUCCUUAGCCCUCGUGGUUAUCCAACUUCCAUCCACCAUUCCAUCAACGACAUGUACAUUCCCAUUUCCAAACUCCCUCCUCCUUCAUCCACCACUACCAAACCAUUACUCAGCCGUAUAUACUAUGUCACUGCAGAGGAUCUCUACCGCUUGCAAAAACUCGCUGGUGGGACUUGCAAUGGUAGUAAUUAUAAUACCAAGCCUACAAAGCUUGAGUCUUUCUCUGCCUACUUGUGGAAGUUGAUUGCUCAUGCAGCUAUAAAGGAGGAUAGUAAAAUGGCCAUUGCCAAAAUGGGUAUAGUGGUUGAUGGAAGAAAGAGACUUGAAAAUUAUAGUAUUGGUGAAGAAAUGGCCAACUAUUUUGGAAAUGUUCUUUCUAUACCUUUUGGUGCAAAACCGGUGGAGGAGUUGGUUGAUAAACCAUUAGGAUGGGUGGUUGAUGAGGUUCGUGAGUUCGUAUCUAUAGCAACAACAGAAGAGCAUUUCUUAGGACUCAUUGAUUGGGUUGAAAUGAAUCGACCUAAUCCUGGAUUGGCUAAGAUUUACUGUGGUGGCUCUAAGGAAGGGCCAGCUUUUGUGGUGUCUUCCGGACAAAGAUUUCCGGAAGAAAAAAUGAACUUCGGGUGGGGGGAAGUUGUGUUUGGAUCUUACCAUUUUCCUUGGUGUGGUGAAGCUGGUUAUGUGAUGCCAAUGCCAAGUCCUUUAAGGAAUGGUGAUUGGAUUGUGUACAUGCACCUUUUGAAACAACAUUUGGAGAUCAUGGAAUCGAAGGCAGACCACGUCUUUGUCCCAUUAACAUGGGAUUAUCUCAAUCAGUGAUGAAUAUCUUAUUAAUAAUCAUGCAUGUUGGCUUAUUGUUUUCAUAGUUAAAAGUGUUUACUUAGUACUUUAAAUUUGUGUUUAGUCUUGAAAUACAAUGUCAUAUCACAUAUAGUUGUCAAGCUUGUAACAUAUGCAACAAUGUUGAUUUCAAUGGAUAUA